This is a messenger RNA of Corticium candelabrum, 3475 nucleotides long. RefSeq lists its product as uncharacterized. Lineage: Eukaryota; Metazoa; Porifera; Homoscleromorpha; Homosclerophorida; Plakinidae. The record is from RefSeq and is a predicted model, not a curated record. Bases 1012 to 2223 code for a protein of 403 amino acids. The transcript is spliced from 5 exons.
CAUUAGAAUAAUUAAAGAUGCAAACAAGACGUCUAACUAUGAAUACAAGCUAAGAUCAUGCAAACAUGCUAACAUGCCUACAUCACAGAUUUAUAUUUCAAACUAGAAGCCAUCUACAGUGGGACUGACAACCAUAAAGCGUGCUCUUCUAUGUUGGAUCCUGGGGCAUCAGUUUAGGAUUAAUUAAAUCUAUUAAUCAAAUUGUCAACCCUGAGUGCCCAUUUUCAAAGUCAUCAGAGAUUUGGCAAGAUCUUCGUAUUCUGAAAAUUUCAUAUAUUGAUAAGGCGUAUAAACCUGGCUGCCCCAUGAUCAAAACACCAAAUUCCGAAUUCUUCCAGAAUGAGCUAAAAAUGUGUUAGAACUAAGCCUAGCUAUUCGAUAAUGUUAACCUGGAAGCAUUUCAUGCAAUCUUGAUGCUGCGCAAAGUUACAGAAGGAUUAGAACGAGGUCUUGCGUCGCUAGUGUCACCCUAAGAGCUUGCAAUAGAUCUCCUUUUCUCCGCGAUACGGGAACGCAGUUGCGUCCUACGUACUAGACACGUGAUGCAACUCUAUGUGUAGGAUUCUAAAGACGUUCGUUGGAUAUAAUUCAUAUUAUUAUAUCUUGCGUGAACCAUGCGCAGUUGCAUUUAUACAGGUAGUUGAGGCAUCGUCGUAGCAACUACUUGUUGCAAAGAAAUCAUCAGAUGCAUAACAACCAAUCAGCACGUCAGAAAGUAUAUUUGCGGGAAAGUGUCAUGUUCGUUUCCGGUUUGGUACAAGAGUCCUGUGUUUGAGAUGCCUCGUCCUCGUGUCAGUGGAAGAAGACCUGUUCGUCCAAAUCUGGAACAAGGCGGCUACUGCCGCUGUGACGGAUAUAGUCUUGUAGAUUUAGCGAUGCUUUCAGCACAGUUGGAGGAGGUUGCGGUGUGUGCCAUGUGCAAGAAACGGAACCUCAGCUUGAAGAUGGGAAGCAACUGAAUGGGAUUUUCGCUUCCAUUGUUACUGAAGUGUACAAACAAGCGGGGAUGGGAUGGUCUGGCUACGCGAGACUACGCGAGAUCAGGUGUGGCCAGAAGGCUUUACUGAAACUAGCAGCUGUCGUUGGCAUGCAUUGGUUGUUAGAGAUUGGAAGAGCUGUACGAGGCUAGUAGAGCUAGUGCCUAGUCUGUCUGCGUAUAAAGUUUAUUCCAAGGUGGAGAUGGAGAGGGCAGUGCAUGAACUGAAAGCGUACUGUGACACUGCAACACCUACUCCUGCAACCUAUCAUCCAGAUGAUGAUGAUGAUGAUGAUGAUUUUCGUGGGUUUCAGGAUGAUGACGAUGACGCCAAAUUUCAUGGUUUUGCCUCCUCUGAUGACAUUGUUGAUGUGGCUGUGUCUUGCGAUGGUACCUGGCAGAAGAGAGGCCAUCGAAGUCAGUAUGAGGUGCAGGCAGCUAUUUCUGCGGUAACUGGCAAGGUAAUUGACUAUGAGAUCGAGAGUCGAUUUUGCAAGAAUUGCCAGUCACACAGUUCUUGGGACAGGGGAAGUGAGAAUUAUAGGGAAUGGAAGGCCUCUCAUGUUGAGAAUUGCAGCUUGACCUACGCCGGUUCUUCUAACAGCAUGGAGACCCAUGGUGCUGUCGUCAUGUGGUGUCGCUCUCUGGAACAUCAUAAGCUGCGGUACACAACAUUCAUUGGGGAUGGAGAUAGCUCUGCGUAUCGGUCUGUUGUUGCUGCAAACCCGUAUGGUGAUGACGUUACAAUCACAGUCGGAUUUGUUGGUCAUGUGCAGAAGAGGAUGGGAACUCAACUGAGGAGGUUGUGGAUGGAGCACAAAGACCUUGCUAUUCCCUUGCCAUCUGGGACUGUGAGGAAGGGCGUCAAAGGGCAGCGCAGACUAACCGCUGACUUGGUCAACAAGUUGCAGAACUAUUAUGGUAUGGCUAUACGAAGCAAUCUUGGAAAUAAGUUUGGAAUGGUUUCUGCCAUCGCUGCCAUCUUUGGGCAUCAUUCUAACAACCAUACCUUUUGUCCACCUGGAGCCUACACUUGGUGCAAAUAUAUGAGGGGAGACCUAACAUACAAGGAGAAGGACACACAGAAAGAAGUCUUUGAGCUGAUGGAGCCCGUCUUUCUUCGUCUGAGUGAUGAUGCUCUGCUGGAUAGACUGCAAUGUGGCGACACCCAGAAUUCUAAUGAAUCGCUUCACAGCCUCAUUUGGAAGAGGCGGCGAAACAUCUACCGUCGUCUCUCCAAAUUGUAGAGACGUCAACCGCACUGUCUGUCAUUCAGCAAAAUUCAGGCAAUGUUGGUUUGGUGUGUGUUAAGAGUCGAUAGAUGUUACUAACACAGAGUUGUCUCGCCGUCUGCUGGAACGAUUGGACGAAAGAAAGGAGCGUCAGAUGCUCAGAAAACAGGAUCCCGAGGUGAAGAAACGACAGCAGGUUCUUCGAGGUAUGAAGAAAAGAGGAGAAGAUCAGCUGUGGGAGAAGGAAGGGGCAUCAUACUCUGCUGGGUCAUUUGAUUUACCAGAGGAUCUGCCACCUGAGAGUGGAAGCAGCAUGAGAUGUAGAGGCAAGGGAAAGAAGAAGAAAUCCGUGCCUGAGGGAGCAUCGUCUGCUAAACGUCCUAGACGUGUCGCAGAGGACGGUUCCAGAGCUUGCAGCUCGGAAGAUUAGAUUUCGUGGCUUGUUUCAUCCUAAGGUUGACCAGUCGGUGGUUGCCUGUUCCCGAUUGUCACCUACACUGGGAGAGAAACUUGUCAUCUACUUCUGUAUUAGGCAAGUUGUGGAAUGCUGUGGCCAUUGCAAGCAGCAUUCCCUCUCCAAUGCAGGCAAAAUCCAGUUACACCUCCAAGUGGUGCCUUGCGGUAACAGUAGAUUUGAAACUCAGCAAAGUGUCUAGUGUAGCCUGUGCUGAGAUUUGAACCUACUGGCUAACGUAACUGGUGCACUACCACCUGCUGAUUGUUCUUUUGUUGAAUUCAUGUGAUGAGAAUCUUCUUCUAGGAGGUGUGGCAUGCUGUUGCAUGAGUUGCCCGUCAGUUCUGUCGUAAAUAAUUAUUAGUAAAUGAUUAUUAGCAAAUGAUGAUGAACAAACAUGACACUAGACUACUUCAGUUGUACCCUGUGAGUGUGCACAUAGCUGUUGAUUCAAAUGGCAGGCAAGUAGGAAGCGUCAUUUUCUGAGAGAAGGCUUCACAAGUGCAGAAGGCAUGUCAGAAGUUCCAGUUUAGACAGCGUAAACGUUUAUAACUGAGUGAUGACUUUGUUAUUAGCUAUGUAAUUAGACAUGUACUUUCUUGAUACUAUAAUGCGUAUUUGCACCAGCAGAUUUUGUAAUCAAACGUCUGUGUGCGCAGCAGUCACCCCAAAAAGGGUGCGCAUACGUGUACUCCUAGAAAAAAUUCUUAUAAAUCGUAUUACAAAGUAAUCAAGAUAAGCUCCAGUACGUUGUUGUAGCUUAGUUUCGCCUAUGUUGUGUUGAAGUAUGAAGGGUGUAAGGGCGUGUAGGUU